UCUCGCGAGAGGUUGCGACUGCUAUUGAUGCGCUUGCGCAGAACAGCAGCCGAGAAAAAAUGGCUGUGUCCCGGUUUUGCAGACUGAACUUGUCGAAAAAUCUUCAAAUUUCCGUUUCACACAGAAAUCCCAGAUUUCCAGGAGCAGGAAACAGUUCCCUUAUAGUUUAUUUCAGAAGUUUAUCACAUUUUAGGGCUCCAGCAUGUGGAUGUCAAGCCGUUUUAACGGGCAGAAUAGCACAACAGUGGUUACGGACAACAGAAGGGUUCCACACUUCCUCAGUUUGUACACAGAGAAAAGACUUUUACAAAAUUUUAGGAGUUUCCAAAAAUGCAUCACAAAAAGAUAUCAAGAAGGCCUACUAUCAGUUGGCCAAGAAGUGGCAUCCAGACACAAACAAGGAUGCUGACGCUGGGAAGAAGUUCGCAGAAGUUGCAGAAGCAUAUGAGAUAUUAGGGGAUGAUCAGAAGAGACGGGAAUACGACACGUUCGGUUCGACGGGUGCGUUUGGCGGAGCGGGUGCCAGUACGGGCCAGGGCUUCUCCCAGAGCCAGUGGUCGACAAACAUCGACCCUGAGGAACUCUUCCGCAGGGUCUUCAGCGAAUUCUCCAAUGCAGGAAGGGGAGGUUUCCAGGGGUUCGAUUUUGAGUCACAGUUCGAGCAACCACAAGAGUUUGUUAUGGACCUGACGUUUACCCAGGCUUGUAGAGGAGUGAACAAGGAGCUCAACUUCACCAUGAUGGACAGCUGUCCCAGAUGUAAGGGAAACAAGGCUGAGCCAGGGACGAAGAUCACACGCUGUCAGUACUGCCAUGGCACUGGUCAGGAAACCAUCAAUACUGGUCCCUUCAUGAUGCGCUCGACCUGCCGGCGGUGCCGAGGCCAGGGCACCAUCUACUCAACCCCCUGUAUACUGUGCAGAGGACAGGGCAAGACUCAACAGAAGAAGUCAGUCAUGGUGCCUGUACCAGCAGGUGUUGAAGAUGGACAGACUGUGAGAAUGCCCAUGGGAAGUAAGGAGCUCUUCAUCACAUUCAGGGUUGCGAGGAGUGACUACUUCCGCAGGGAAGGCGCAGACAUCCACACUGACGCUGCCAUCUCCAUUGCUCAGGCCAUUCUCGGAGGAAACAUGCGCAUCAAGGGCAUAUAUGACAACGUCACCAUCGAUAUCCCACGUGGAACCCAGUCCCACACACGGCUCCGACUACCAGGGAAGGGUAUCAAACGUGUGCAGGGGUAUGGCUAUGGUGACCACUAUGUCCACAUCAAGAUCAAGGUCCCAGAUUCCUUGUCAGCAAAGCAGAAGGCCCUGGUCAUGGCAUAUGCAGAGGAGGAAAGAGAUGUAGAUGGCACAGUGCAGGGCAUCACAAACACUCAAGAUGUGGAGAAAACCCGAGUUCAGGAUAACGUUGGGGAUACAGAGGAGGUAGAGCAGAAACAGGGUGGGGGAUUCCUCAACAAGGUCAAGGACAAGAUUGUGGGGUGGCUGGGCAACUUCCAACGAUAGCAGGAUUUCUUAGAGGUGGGAAGCAGGCUAUAGAAGACGAGGAAGGCCUGCUGGCCAAGGUGAAGUCAGUGCUGUGCGGAGACUGGCUGCCCAAGCGCAAGAUCGGACAGAACUAAGACUUGAAGAACCUGCUGACUGACUCUCCUGUUUACUCUCAGAUGCCACCUUCCUCUUGUACAUGAUAGAACAGCUGCUCUGCUUGAUAAGGCUAUGAUAGGGGGAGGGUUAGACCAGAAAAUUUUCUUCCCUUUCAUCCUAUUGUUUAAUCAGCCCCGUAAAACCCCCAUAGGUGCCUCAAUGUACCAAAUUGUGGUCACUGCACUGGUAAGGAACUGAACAUUGUAUUUACAGUAACCUGUCUCAAAACCAGGCUAUGGGACCGGUGAGGUGAGGUGAGGUGAGGUGAGGUCUCAUCUCAAACAAGAAGUGAAGUAACUCUAUUUCAUAUGUUAGAUACAUGCCAUCUAAGUGUCAAAGAAGGGAGAACUAAUACAAAUGUAAUUUACUUCUGAUUCAUCAGGCCUCAUCUUCUCUGUGUAGUGCUGUAAGUAAGUUUGAUAAUAUAAAAAAUAGUAGUCUGGAUGUUACAACUGUAAAUGGUGUGAGAAAUAAUGUAACAUUGAAAGAUUUGAAUGUACAGAACAUACAUGAUUUUAUUGGUCAAUUGUUGAGUUUGAAACUUGUGUAUAGGUAAAGUGGGUCAAGGAGGUUAAAAAAGAGUGGGAUAACACAGGGUUGAUGAAGUACCAAACUUACUCUCCAAGCAGAGGUUGGUGGGGAAAAUUGUGACCUUUCAUAAUUUUUUUUUUACUGGCCUUCCCACCUCUGCUUGGAGAGUAUACCAAACUGGUGUUUGUGCAUUUUGUACACCAAUGAGAGAGUGCUGUGGGUGCAAAUCGUUGGUCUCUACAGGACUCCAUAGAUUGAUGGUAGAAAUUGGCCAAAUAAACUAGCCAGAGGAGUUAGCCGGCCAGAGGAGUGGAGUGCCAGUAUUGUAUAGGCAAAAGCUUUUGAGUGGAGACAUAGGCCAUAAGUUGCAUGGUUAUGAGACCAACAGACUGGCUGCUUAGUUCUCAGUGUAAAGUGAUUUUCUGACCCUACAAAACUCACUGAAAAACUUCAAUAAACUAGGCUAUUUGGCACAUAUUAUCAGCAGUAGACCAUAAAAAAGCGUUGCAACUUCCAGGCCUUCAGAGGAAAUAUAACCUUCCUGUGAACUGACUCGAACUAGCAAUUACUCUCCAUUUUGCUGAAUUCUUGAAUCCAUACCCCAUAGAAAUUCCUGGUGGAGGCUAGCAACUCACCUCAGUCUCCAACAUUAUCUCUUUGGAAAUGAUGUACUCAAGAAAAACAGCUACAAGUACCAUUAAAACCUUAAACAGUUUGAA
Messenger RNA from Branchiostoma floridae (Florida lancelet), 2896 nucleotides. Its product is annotated as dnaJ homolog subfamily A member 3, mitochondrial-like. Gene Ontology annotation, biological process: protein folding; mitochondrion organization; negative regulation of apoptotic process. NCBI's taxonomy places the organism in Eukaryota, Metazoa, Chordata, Leptocardii, Amphioxiformes, Branchiostomatidae. Gene Ontology annotation, cellular component: mitochondrion. The record is from RefSeq and is a predicted model, not a curated record. Bases 60 to 1508 code for a protein of 482 amino acids. Gene Ontology annotation, molecular function: protein kinase binding; heat shock protein binding; ATP binding. The transcript is spliced from 12 exons.